AUAUGGGGGUGGGAGGAGACAGAAAGGAACACUAAGACGGAGACUGAUUCCGAGUGUAGGCUAAAAAUAGAACAUCUGUCCUAAGCUUGACACCGGAUAUUCCCAUUUGCUUAACUAUUCGUAGAUUCUUUUUCUUAUGCUGUAGUACGAACUCCUUUUAGAGUCCAGGUGUGUUUUUUCCUGUUUCCUAGAACAUUAUUUCUGGUAAACUGAACCGACUGUACAGUACCAAGGCUGCAGUCAACGGGAGAACUAAAUCAAACCUGUCUGCGACCUCGUCGUCCUCAAUACUGCUUCUGGACCAUGACUCGAAGGAUCUUCCUGUUUUGCAUCGCCUUGCUGAUGGUGUCUGCCUCCGAUGAAGAGACCACGUGCUCUAUACCUUCUGUGGAGCCGCUUCAGGAUACUGUCCUGACAUGUCACUUCUCAGAGGAUCUCAGUGUCACCAAGAAAGACUUAACGAUCUACCACUAUGGUUACAAAAACAAUCCUAUUGCAGUGGUGGACUGUUUGUGGCUUGGCGGUACAUUAUAUUGCAAUUUGAAGGACGGCUACAAAUUCAAUAAAAUCGUCAGCACACAUCUUAGCGUUGCUAUCAUGAGGGUGAAUUCAAAUCAGACAGGCGAGUACCGUUGUCAAGUUGAUGGAUAUAGCCCCACGUCCAUGAAAGCCUGCGAACUAAAGUUAAAACUAGGGGAAGAUAACACGUGCAAAAUCGUGCCAGUGCGGCCAGAAGGCCAAGCCAACCUGACCUGCUACUUCAACGAGGACGUCAGCAAAACUCAGAGCAACAUCACUGUGUACAGACACACUGGGCCUGAUGAACAAAAUCUUGUGCUGAACUGCUGGUGGGAUGGUCAAAAACCUAAAUGCUGGGUAGAGUCGGGUUACCAGUUAUUUCCACACAUUUCAUCUUAUCUCAUCCUACGUCUGCCUAAUGGUGACAGCAACUACUCCUGUGGACACGCCAGUUUUGUGUCAAAUUUUGGAGAUACAAAAAUGUGUCAACUGGUAAAAGAUAAAGGGAGUGGGAGAGAUGAAACAGAGGACACCACUCGAACCAUCAUUAUUAUCGUAGGAAUCACUGCCGGUGUCGUUUUGAUAAUUCUGGGAAUUUCACUUCUCAUCUUUCUGAAACGGAGAAAACCAGCAAUGAACAGAGGACGACAAGAUGAUGAAGCACAGCAAGCCAUGCUGGGAAUGCCCAUGACGAACAGGAGCAAAGGAAAGAAACCAAAAGUAAAACUGAGUAAGAAAGGUCGACAGUUGAUGACACAACAGUUUAGCGACUACUUGCUGCAAAGUGUCACAGACAUGUUCCCUGACAUCAUGACAGGCUGCUUCUUCGUGCCACCCGUGUACUUCAACACCACCAGGUACACCACCACCAAGGUGGGCGAUCAGGUAGUGAACAUUCCACAAUCUUCUGACGCGCGUGCUGUGACGCACGACAAGAACGUGCAGCGCGUUCUGUACUGCUUACGUCACUGGGCGGACCACAGUCGCGAGAACAUGUUCGUUGUGACGCAGCUUGAGUACGAAGACUACCUGAAUGGCGAUGACACCUUUACAGGACACACACUGCCAAAAGCCACCGACCUCGAUAAGAAAAACAAGACAAUAAAAUGUUUUGACUUGAUGAUCAUUCAUCGUCAACAUGGUGUUGUCCUCGGCGUUGUAGUAGACGUCGAUCUUGCUGACGACAGUAGAGGAGACGAAGAGGACGACACGACUAUACUCUGUUGUUUGUCAGACGCCAUACAACAGCUGAAGAAAGCAGAAGAUAUUGUGAGUCACGUGAUGUCAGACCUAAGCCAGUGUCUUCCAGUACGAAAGACCUUGAUCUUCCCCCAUCUCUCUGUCUCAUCACUUCAGCGUGCGCUAGAGGCGGAUGUGGGCUUGGCUGAGGAGCUUAGAGGAAUGCUGAAUAUUAAAAUCGUCGAUAAGUCUGCAAGUGGCGUCUGCACGGAUUCCUUAGAGAAAAUAUCCGAAUUCCGUUUCCCGGAAGAAGUCCAGUGUCCUGCCACUGACAGUGCUAAUAACUCAAGCACUAAUGAUAAAACAUCUUACGAUCCAAUGCGCAAACCCCCUGACGACCCUAUUAUUAAAACCAUCGAAAAUCCCACAGUUAACCUACUUGACAAUCCCAUCAGAGUGUGCUUAUGUGCUGACCAUCUUUCUGACCCCCAAAACCCUGGUGAGAUCGCGUCAGGAGUUCUUGAGGACCUACAACAAUGGUGGUCGUUAUUGACACCCAGCGGUUCUGACGACAUAGGAAUGAACGAUGAUUUGUACAUGAAAGUAAUCAGCAGAGUGUGUGGACCUGCUACCAUUCCUACGUUUCCAAUGCUGGUGACAGUGAACCCAUCCAGUUGCCCAAGACCUUAGACCAGGCUGUGUCGUUGACUGGAGAACUGUUUGAGCGGCUGACACUGUACCCGGACAUGACAGACUUACUCAAGGAGCCCAGGCUCUUCAUUUGUGGUCCGCCAGGAACUGGAAAAACGACGAUGUUGAUGUUGGCUGGAAGGUCUUGGUUGUCAGAGGGUCAUGAUGUGUAUAUUCUCAAGACAUCAGAAAGUCGAUUCGAGCAAAGUUUGAAGAUAAAAAGCUCCACACGACCGUCAGACGAUGGGGUGAGAGGACAAGUUUUUGUUUACCAUGCUAACAUUCAUGACGCAAAGAGCAGAAGGUCUGCGAUAAAAGAAAUAUUCAAACAUUCAGGCAAGAAGCAAGUGCACAUCAUUGCUGAUGAACUGGAGUGUGACACAGAGGAGGUAAAAGACUUAAUGGAAGCUGUACUUAAAGUCAACAACAAUAAGGACUGCAUGUGGGUAACAAAGUCACGUGGUAGUAGAGGCCCAGCCGUGUGCCGAACAGAGAUUUUCACAAGACCUCUAAGACGUCCACCAGCUGUAGUUAGAGAAGCGUCAACAAUCUUAACUCAACAUUUUCCUGAUGUCAGACCCUACAGUCCUUCAGGUUUCCCAGCUCCCACUGACGGACCUCCUGUGAAACACAUUUAUCAUGGGGGUCAAGGGCACGCGAAAGGUCAGCCACGUGACUGUGAGCAGUGCGCAAACGAAGUGGCAAACUUUCUGACUCGUAUUAUUCACACUUCGCAAAGUGAUUCCAAAGAAAGCACAAUUUACGCGGCACAGAGGGCAAGUCAAGGGCCAGGCGACAGUUCUCUCUCCACGCCAGAGAUGUUAUGAUUCUCUUUGAAAGUGAAGUGGACCAAAGGAAAUCUACAAUGUUGAAAAAACUUAGUGAGGCGGGCAUUUUUGUUGACCUCAGCGCGCCAUCCAGUGACGUCAUCGUGGCGCCCUCAGCAGGUGACAGUGACGUAGCACUGGCAGGGGAGGCAAGUCGGUUGCGUGGUGAGAAAAGAAAAGUCGUGGUGUAUGUUGAGGAUAAUGUCGAUAACUCAGACAUUUGGUGGACAAGAGUGCGUGGUAUUACCAGUUGUUAUUCGCAGCUGAUCAGGGUUAUGAAUGCUAAGUCAGGUCACAAUGCAUA
Messenger RNA from Pomacea canaliculata, 3519 nucleotides. RefSeq lists its product as uncharacterized. The record is from RefSeq and is a predicted model, not a curated record. The transcript is spliced from 13 exons. Bases 304 to 2388 code for a protein of 694 amino acids. Lineage: Eukaryota; Metazoa; Mollusca; Gastropoda; Architaenioglossa; Ampullariidae.